This is a messenger RNA of Helianthus annuus (common sunflower), 933 nucleotides long. RefSeq lists its product as uncharacterized. NCBI's taxonomy places the organism in Eukaryota, Viridiplantae, Streptophyta, Magnoliopsida, Asterales, Asteraceae. The transcript has 5 exons. The record is from RefSeq and is a predicted model, not a curated record. The coding region runs from base 1 to 933 and encodes 310 amino acids.
AUGGCGCCGGUGACUGACUGUAUGAAGGGGAAGACUUUUAUAUGGACUAAGGUGGCAGAAUUGGCUUUUCAGUUAAUCAAGGAAAAGCUUAUAACGACACCAAUUCUAGUUAAACACGAAGAUUGGACGUGUUUCGAGGAAAAUAAGUGGAGUGGAUUGGGAUAUGAAAGAAAAUCCGAGAGGUUGGAGACAUUAGAAGAAAUGCAAGUUGAGGAAGUAACUCCGGUAAUAGCAAUGGUGGAUGAUGUUGCUUCAGGGUUCAAAGAGAAUAUUUCCAUUGCUACAGUUAGUAUGGUUGAGGAUGUUAGAUUGGAGAAAGAUAGAGAGUUAGGAGAACCGCUUAUCCCAAUCCAACUUGGGGAUUUCAAGACGGAUAACGCUUUAUUGGAUUUUGGAGCUAGAGUGAGUGUUCUCCCAAGGUAUGUUUAUGACAUGUAUGAAUUGGGUCCAUUGCAACAGGUUAAUGCUUCUAUGAUGGUGUUAGCUGAAUACUCACAUGAUGGAAUGGGUUUGGAAUGGUUAAACACGAAGAUUGGACGUGUUUCGAGGAAAAUAAGUGGAGUGGAAUUGAAGAUCUUGGGAUAUGUGGUCCAGGCUGUGAAACAUUGGCGUCAUUAUUUGUUUCACAAGGAGUUUGUUUUAUUUACAAACCAUGAUUCGUUGAGGCAUAUCCGCAGUCAAGAUAAAGUAUCAGAUAAGCAUGCUUGGUGGAUGGCUUUGUUGGAAAAGUUUACUUUUGUUGUGAAGCAUAAGUCUGGAAUUUCGAAUCGGGUGGCGGAUGCCUUGAGUAGAAGGAGUAACCUGCUUGUCUCUAUGAGAGUUGUUGUACCCGGGCUAGACAGUCUCAUGGAACAACUCACAUCAGAUCCAUAUUUUUCUGUUAUUUUGCAGGACGUGCAAUUUGGGAAGAGGACAGAUUUUUCUUGUGCAUGA